AUGGCAGGUCUGGGGCAUGCUGAAACAGUGGUGAUGCAUUUAUUGGAUGAUCUUGAGGGAUGUUAUCGCACCGUGGUAGCUGACAACUUCUUUACCAGCAUUCCUCUGGCAAAGCGUUUGUUAGAACAUGAUACGUAUCUUAUUGGGACACUGAGAAGUAAUCGUGCCAGAUCAGGCAGCGAAGUUGCUCAAAAAAACCUUCGACGGGGUGAAGUUUACGGACUUCAGAAUAAAGAAGGAGUAAAAUUGAUCAUGUGGAAAAAUAAAAAGAACGUCUUGAUGAUAUCCACAAGACCUUCGGAUUCAGCAACUGUAGUAGAUACUGGAAAUAUCAAUAGUAAAAAUGAACGCAUCAUGAAGCCACAAGUUGUACUGGAUUACAAUGAAAGAAGAAGAGGUACUGAUUUAUCUGAUCAACUAUCAUCAUAUUAUACGUGCCUCAGGCGGUCAAUAAAGUGGUACCGAAAGGUAGCAUUUGAAUUAGUUUUCGGGACGGUACUGGUAAAUAGCUAUUUGAUAUACAAGGAAAACUACGCAGCAAGCAAAGUGACCAUUCUGCAAUUUAGUGAAAGUCUUGUCCGAUCUUUACUGCUUGGCAUGCCAUUCGAGAAGCUGAAGCCGGAUCCAAGACAAAAAUCAACAGGUCAAACGAAACGCAAACUUGCUGAUCACAAACUUGAAGAAAAAGAAGGAGCUGCUCGUGAUGUCCGAAGACGUUGUGUUGGUUGUUACGAGAAAAAUAGGGAACAACAAUCAAGAGAAGCGUGUCAUUCAACAACAAAGAGAGUAAAAACUUUCUGUUCUGAUUGUAACAAAUUUUUUUGUCUUGAUUGUUUUAACGAGAAGCAUCAUGCUAUGUAACAAAUGAUUCUGAAAAUAGCGAAGGCAAAGCAGAUCACACAUUAUGUGUAACCUUCCGUUUAAGAAUAAAAGAAAAGAAAGCUUUUUUCUAUUAAUUUUCUUACUAAAAUAUAGUGGAAUCCACUGGUGGACCUCAUCGUGGUGAAUGGGUUAAUUACUGAUGACUUAUUUACCAAUGACAUGCAUUAUCGGUAUGUGUUGAUAACUUUCCGCGUUAUAUAGUAAAAAUAUGGUAAAAUAAGGAUUUUGGACUCCAGUUUGCAUGAGGCCAACUUUCGAUCACUUCAUGUGACCCCACGUGUAGACUCACACCGACGCUCAUAUCCACUCUGUUUUUCGCCGUAGUUGAUUGUGUACGCCCGUGCAUCGCAGUAUGUAAUUAAGGUGUGGGUGUGGGUGUGGGUGUGGGUGUGGGUGUGGGUGUGGGUGUGGGUGUGGGUGUGGGUGUGGGUGUGGGUGUGGGUGUGGGUGUGGGUGUGGGUGUGGGUGUGGGUGUGGGU
This is a messenger RNA of Rotaria sp. Silwood2, 1361 nucleotides long. The record is from the annotation of a GenBank genome assembly. NCBI's taxonomy places the organism in Eukaryota, Metazoa, Rotifera, Eurotatoria, Philodinida, Philodinidae.